AUGCAGGUAGUCCAUUCUUGGGAGCUGAUCCAAAAAGCGGGACAACCACACUCGACAAUCCGCGUCAGAAACUUGCAGACGUCGCUUGUGAUCGGUAGAGACGCAUGGGGAAGGGAAGGGAAGGCUCAACCUGUUUUGAUAUCUGCUUCUGUUUCUCUUCGAGAACCUUUCCAAUCAGCCUCAAAUGAAGACGCCGUCACGGGAAGUACGGUCCACUACGGAAUUCUAAGUAAAAGAAUAUUGGACUCUUGCAAGCGUUUCUCGAAGAUCGAACAUGGGAGGACCCCGAUAAUUUUGUCCGAACUUGCUCAAAAGAUCGAACAUGGACUCACCCGUGAGCAAGUUGCUAGCAGCGGCCUCACGCCAGCUCCUGCACUUCUUCCUUCCUCGAUCGUGAAGCUCUUGGAAAUCAAAAUCAUGUUACCUAAAGCAUCGCUCUUAGGCGAAGGCGUUAGUUUAACGGAUUUAUCAUUGUACGCUCACUCUGAAGAAGACCGCGGGUCUGCUGAGAAAGCUUAUGUCUUGACCCUCCACGACCUCAAGAUCCCCACCUUGAUUGGUGUCAACCUGAACGAGCGGCUCUCCAAGCAGCUUGUUGUGGCAACUAUCAAAAUAGAUGGCUUCUAUCCUAAUAAAUCUAACUUUUAUCAUGUGCUGGAAGAGAUUGUGGUCAAGACGAUCGAAGAGUCUUCUUUCCAGACCUUGGAGGCUCUUGCUAUGCAUGUUGGCGAGAGGAUUAUGAAGUACUUCAUCUUUCCAAUCGUCACACCCGGCAUAGAUCCUCGGAUCACCAUCUCUCUCGAGAAGCCUACAGCUGUCACUUUUGCGGAUGCACCUGUAGUCGAAAUAACACUUGAAACGAAUCCGGGUCUGAAUCCAACGAUAGAGCCAAUGCGGCGCAAUGCAAUCAAUACACCACAUCCUCUCUUCCCACUGAAAGGACGGUUGGAUGAAUGGAUUGCAUCAAAUGAUGUUAUUAUAGAAAGUCCUACAGGGCUUGGACCGUAG
Molecule: messenger RNA, 1008 nt
Organism: Lachnellula hyalina
Lineage: Eukaryota; Fungi; Ascomycota; Leotiomycetes; Helotiales; Lachnaceae
Product: Folic acid synthesis protein
Exons: 2
Coding region: 1-1008 (335 amino acids)
Biological process (GO): folic acid-containing compound metabolic process
Molecular function (GO): dihydroneopterin aldolase activity
Source: RefSeq, a predicted model, not a curated record